This is a messenger RNA of Arvicanthis niloticus (Nile rat), 1717 nucleotides long. It is a transcript of the gene Gcnt2, whose product is annotated as glucosaminyl (N-acetyl) transferase 2 (I blood group). Gene Ontology annotation, biological process: transforming growth factor beta receptor signaling pathway. Gene Ontology annotation, cellular component: membrane. Gene Ontology annotation, molecular function: acetylglucosaminyltransferase activity. Lineage: Eukaryota; Metazoa; Chordata; Mammalia; Rodentia; Muridae. The record is from RefSeq and is a predicted model, not a curated record.
GAAUGUGCGUUGGAAAAGCUGCUCAACUCCAGCGGGUCACGGAGGAUGGGCCAGACUCAGACACACUGAAGACCCACGCCUUGAGAACUGGGGAGCGCGAGCCCGCAUCUGUGAGGGAAAAGCCGGCGAAUCUGGAGGAGUCAGGUCCGCCUCUCGCGCCUGGGCUUUUCAGAACUGUGGUCACUUCUCCGUCUCCGGUGAUAAUUCUUCCCGCCUGGAACUGAAAAUAAUGAACCUAUGCAUGAAAGUUUUCGCUUUCAUUGCGCUCGGCGUGGUGAUUUUUGUGUGUAUUUAUAACAGCCAGCUAAGCCUGCCCAACCUCUACCAGCGGCUCAACAGCUCCAGCGAAAGGGCGUCUGUCAUCGCCUGUGAUUCUGUCUUGCAAAAUCAUUCGUUCUUCUUGACGGGAAACACAUCGCCACGUCCUUUAGCAAGACUCUCCUGCUCUCAGUACCAGCUCCAGAGCCACUAUAUUACCAGUCCCCUGUCCGAAGAAGAGGCUGCCUUUCCACUGGCCUACGUCAUGGUGAUCCACAAAGACUUCGACACCUUUGAAAGGCUCUUCAGGUCAACUUACAUGCCCCAGAAUGUUUACUGUGUGCACGUGGAUAGUAAGGCAACAGAGACCUUCAAAGAAGCAGUGCGUCGGUUAGUAAGCUGUUUCCCUAAUGCCUUCCUGGCCUCUAGGAUGGAGUCGGUGGUCUAUGGUGGCUUCUCCCGGCUCCAGGCUGACCUGAACUGCUUGAAAGACCUGGUGGCCUCCAAGGUCCCCUGGAAAUAUAUCAUCAACACCUGCGGACAGGACUUUCCUUUGAAAACCAACAAGGAAAUAGUUAGCUAUCUGAAAAGAUUUAAGGGGAAAAACAUCACUCCGGGGGUGCUGCCUCCUGGGCAUGUAAUUGUACGGACUAAAUACGUACACCGAGAACGUAAAGGCAGAGUCAACUACUCUAUGCAAAAAACAAAUAUUUUGAAGAGUCCCCCUCCACACCAACUGAUCAUCUACUUUGGCACAGCCUACGUGGCCCUCACCCGGGACUUUGUCAACUUUAUCCUGAGUAACAAAACGGCCACUGAUCUCUUAGAGUGGUCUAAAGACACCUACAGCCCCGAUGAACACUUUUGGGUGACACUCAAUAGGAUUCCAGGAGUCCCUGGCGCUAUGCCAAAUGCAUCCUGGGAUGGGAACCUCAGAGCUGUGAAGUGGAGGGAUAUGGAAUCGAUCCACGGAGGCUGCCAUGGUCACUACGUACAUGACAUUUGCAUCUAUGGAAACGGAGACUUGCCGUGGCUAAUUAAUUCGCAAAGCCUGUUUGCUAACAAAUUUGAACUCAACACAUACCCUCUUACUCUGGAAUGCCUAGAACUGAGGCAUCGAGAAAGAACGCUCAAUCAGAGUGAAAUUGCCAUACAGCCCAGCUGGUAUUUCUGAUCCGCAGCAGCUCUGGCCUGAACGGAAAUCGAAGAUGUAAAGAAGAGCCUUCAUUUCCAGGAGACUCUUGUCUUGGCUAUGCUGAAGGCUUUAAGGAAAAAAAAAUGGUUUCAGGAAACCGUCAGGACCUGGCAACAAACUGCUUAAACUAUCCGCUGGACACUGUGAUACAUUUGACAGGAUGGCUGCACACAGCUGUCUGGCCAUUUCUUUUGAAUGUCUUUUCUUUUCUUAUCACCACCCCCUUCCUGUUGCUCUGUUUUGUUUGUUUGUUUGUUUGUUUGU